CUUCUUCAUCGUGCUGGGUCUGAAGAGCAGCACUGUCAAAAUCAAUAGACAUGGUGCAGACAGAGCCUGUUGGUGGAGGGUGCUCUGAGAAAAGAGAUCAGUGUUUUGGCAUCCGGGAUCCACGUAUGACAAGUCAGCUGAUCGCGACCAGGAUCUUCAAAGAAGCUGUGAGCUCUCCUGUCUGACUGCAAGAAUUACAUUCGGUUCAUAUAUUCGUUCAUUGUUUUUAAAGAGGUAGAAAUGGCUUCGAACCCGCCCAAGUUAAAGAUUGAAAUUACUGCCAAUGAAAGGCUGCAAAACUUGAAAAACACGUUCGGAAAAAAGUAUGGAGAAUCUCCUCUCUUCUAUGCAUGUGCACCUGGAAGGGUCAAUCUAAUAGGAGAGCAUAUCGACUACUGUGGCUAUUCUGUUCUUCCAAUGGCCAUUGAACAGAAUAUCCUGGCAGCGGUCUCAGUGAACAAUUCAGGGACAAUCACACUGGCCAACACAAAUCCUCAGUACAAGGAUUUCACUGUGUCCUGUUCAGAGGACAUUGGUAUAGACCGAGAGAAUCCAACGUGGCAUUAUUACUUUCUCUGUGGAGUAAAAGGUAUUCAGGAAAAGUUUGGUAUGGCUCAGUUAGCAGGGAUGUCAUGUGUCGUAGACGGAACCAUUCCUCCGAGCUCCGGCCUCUCCAGUUCAAGUGCCUUAGUUUGUUGUGCCGGGCUCGUGACAGUGGAGGCCAAUCAAAAGUCCCUCUCCAAGGUGGCACUGGCUGAGAUUUGUGCCAAAAGUGAGCGCUACAUUGGCACAGAGGGAGGCGGCAUGGACCAGUCCAUCUCAUUCCUGGCCGAGAGAGGAACUGCAAAGCUGAUAGAGUUCCAGCCUCUGAGGGCCACCGAUGUCAAGCUCCCAGAUGGCGCCGUGUUUGUGAUCUCCAACUGCUGCGUUGAGAUGAACAAAGCUGCUUCGUCUCACUUCAACAUCCGUGUGGUGGAGUGUCGAAUCGCCACAAAGAUGCUGGCACAGACGCUGGGUCUGGGCUCCAGCAGGUUGUUGAAGCUGGUGCAGGUUCAGACGGAGCUGGAUGCCUCCCUGGAGGAGAUGCUGGCUCUGGUGGACGAGCUGUUGCAUCCUGAGCCCUACAGCCGAGAAGAGAUCUGCAAGGAGCUGGGCGUCACCUCUGAGCAGUUCUCCUCAGAGCUGCUGAGCGCCAACACUCAGCAUGUGAAGCUUUUCAAGCUGCACCAGCGAGCCAAGCACGUGUACGGCGAAGCUGCGCGGGUGCUGCAGUUCAAGAGCGCAUGCGACUCUGAACCGGCGGAAUCCGUACGGCUACUGGGAGACCUGAUGAACCAGAGCCAUGCGAGCUGCCGAGACCUGUACGAGUGCAGCUGCCCUGAACUGGAUCGACUGGUGGACAUCUGUCUGAAGUCGGGGGCAGUGGGCUCUCGGCUGACCGGAGCAGGUUGGGGCGGCUGUGCUGUUUCCAUGGUUCCUGGUGAGAAGGUCGAGUCUUUCUUACAAGCGGUGAGCAAGGCCUUCUACCUCCCCGAUCCACGCAGAGCGGCGAUGGAAAAACAGAGUUUGUUUGUGUCAAAGCCAGGCGGGGGAGCUGCAAUUUUCCUCACGGAGUAAAAUGUAUUCUCCAUGUCUGUUUAUACAACAGACAUGGAGAAUACAUUUCAUUUCAUUCAAAUGCAGUGUGGCUGGGAAAUAAAUGACAUAUUUCUUUUUACAUUUGAUUCAGAAGGCACUCACAAAUGACAGUAAACCAAAAUGUUAACCUUGAAUUGUUUCUUACAAAGGGGAAUAUACUUUUUGUGUUUUAAAUUACCAAAAGGCACUUAUCAUUAAACUCAGCAAAGAUGACACAUGUAACAACAAUCAUAUCUAAUUUGUGCUGCCGUAACAUUUUAUACGUGAACAUAAUGUCAUUAACAAGGGCAAUAAAUCGUGAAUGUUUAAAUAAACUGAAUAGUUUAAAUGUGCAA
Messenger RNA from Cyclopterus lumpus (lumpfish), 1973 nucleotides. RefSeq names its product galactokinase 2 (gene galk2). The coding region runs from base 241 to 1617 and encodes 458 amino acids. Gene Ontology annotation, molecular function: ATP binding; galactokinase activity. Gene Ontology annotation, biological process: carbohydrate phosphorylation; galactose metabolic process. NCBI's taxonomy places the organism in Eukaryota, Metazoa, Chordata, Actinopteri, Perciformes, Cyclopteridae. Gene Ontology annotation, cellular component: cytoplasm; cytosol. The transcript is spliced from 11 exons. The record is from RefSeq and is a predicted model, not a curated record.